Pyricularia grisea is the source of this 4091-nucleotide messenger RNA. RefSeq lists its product as uncharacterized. The transcript has 5 exons. The coding region runs from base 171 to 1976 and encodes 601 amino acids. Gene Ontology annotation, biological process: positive regulation of transcription by RNA polymerase II. Gene Ontology annotation, cellular component: nucleus. Lineage: Eukaryota; Fungi; Ascomycota; Sordariomycetes; Magnaporthales; Pyriculariaceae. The record is from RefSeq and is a predicted model, not a curated record. Gene Ontology annotation, molecular function: transcription cis-regulatory region binding; DNA-binding transcription factor activity, RNA polymerase II-specific; zinc ion binding.
UUGAGCUUUUUGAGAAAACCCUGACUGAGCAGGCUACUAGUUCUAUUCUAGUUCUAGAUGUUGCCCUAUUCAUUUGUUUCUUUUCUUUCCCACCCCCGUCAAGUCAGGCCUACCUGCCUGUCACCUUACUUCCCUAUCAGAGCACUGAACCUAGCCUUAUCCACGCACGGAUGGGAUGGAUGGGUUCGGAUCAUGAAUCAGAAGCCCUGACGCCUGGGGUGGCAACCGCAAGCGCCGCCUCGGGUUCCCCAAAGAGGCAAAAGCAGAAGCGGAGUCGAGCCGGUUGCUCUCAGUGCAAACUGAAGCGACGAAAAUGUGACUUGACCAAGCCAAAAUGUCAGCGAUGUACGGUCAGUGGUGUCGAAUGUACAUAUCCUACCGGCGUCACCUUUGCGCCCAACAGGACAAUCUCGCCGUCAGAAGAUUUGCAGUCUCCAUCAGCCAUUUCCCCGUCUUAUUCACGUCUUCAGUUCCUGGAGCCCGGGAGCCGCCGUAGAGCCCGGUCGAAACAAGACAAGGUUCAUUCUCCCAAGUCCAGCCUGACACAUACGGCAUCGCCUGUAGCUGCCGAACAUGAAGCCCAAGAGACCGGCGUUUCCACUCUUCAUACAUCACAGCCGCCAUCAAGUAUUCCAUGCGCCCAUGUGAGCUUGCCAACGGGUGUACAUUCCCAUGGACUCGGCAUCUUUGUCGCCAUCCCGGAGACAAAUGAGGUGCUUGCCUCGUCAUGUGUGACGUCCCCAAACACCACAGACUACGAGACCGCGCUUGAGGUGCUCGUGUCUCUUGGUGGUGCCAGCGACACCGGGCCUCCAGAAGUACCACGAAUGACCACCAAUCUUGAAGGGAAUCGCAACAAUAGCUCACAAGCUCUGCAGCCCCUCGCAAAUGCGCCGGGUUUGGAUUCACUCCGGCAGAAGCUAGACGACAUGAAGAUUCUGCAGUUGCUCACUUACUACAGAUAUCAUGUCGCGCCGUGGCUGGACAUGUGUGACCAAGGGCAAACCUUUGGCCUUGUGGUCCCCAGACUCGCCUUGCAGUCGAAUCGAGUGUGCCAUUCAUUGAUUGCACUCACACUGUCCUUGUCGGCGAAAAUGGGCGUAGCCGAAAUGACCGUCGAAGAUAUCUCAUUGCCGGUGUCAAACUCCACUCAUCUUGACGAGUUUGUAGCUGAUGCACUGGACAAGGCUCACCAGUUUGCCACAUGCCUACCACUUGACUGGCCAAUGCUCAUAUUCGAUGACGGAACCUGCAUCACUCAAGCGUUGACCAAGAGCCAUGUCUGGAGACAAGCUGGCUUUCUUCGCCUUCGCCUAUUGUUGUCAGCAGCGUUGGUGUCAGGAGAGCCUAUUUUCUCAGCCCAAAACCUUCAACACGUUACACCGCCUAUAGGCAGCAGCAGUAGCCAAAAUACAUGUGACCCGACACUCGAAGUCUUUAUGCUCUGCGCCCGUUCCAUAAACAACCAUAGCAACGCAUCCCAUACAUCCGUUAAUGAGUCACCUGCGCAAUCAUGGGGAACACAAACUCGGGAUCUUCAGGCAUGGUAUGACGCACGCUGUGAGACCUUCCGCCCGCUCCUGGACCUUGAUAUGUCCACCUCUGACCCUACAGCUGCACUCUUCCCUACCAUCGUCUUCUCAACUGCUGCUGCCGCCCUCGCAAACAGCGUCUAUCACGCCGCCAUGCUUCUUCUACUACAGCACAAGCCACGUACUGUCCCGGUUCUGUCCCCGGGGUCUUCAUCACUGUGGCAUGCCAGGCGCAUAUGCGCCAUCGCUGUCAGCAACGGCUCUAACGCUUAUUGGGACCCGUGCCUUCUCAGCACCUUGUAUGUUGCCGCCAGAGUUAUGACGUAUGUGCCGCAGCAAGCUAGAAUAGUGCGCUGCUUUAAGGAGGCCGGAAUGCGGACGGGUUGGCGGGCACUUGCGGAAUGGUUUGUCGACGAGCUGCAGAAGAUUUGGGCUCCAACUUGAAAACGGCUUGCCGGGCCCGUCUUCAACCAAGAACCCAUCCCUUCUGGAUUUGCCGAGCUUGUCAGUAAGCUCUUUAGACCGGUGGAACCCCUUUGUUCAUGAAAUUGCCGAAAAGAAAAGAAGCCUAUAAGGGUAUAGGCUGAUGCAAAAAAAAGAAAUGUGUUCCUAUUGCCAACCUAGAGUUUCACCGUUGAAAUUUCCAUGUAGCCAGCAAAUCACUUUUCCGUAAAUCUCGCUGCUAGUUCUUCCGUCUCCUUGGCCUUCUUGUUAACGGCUUCGAGCUCAAAACCCGCAACUGCCUUGUAUUUAGCCCCGAUGCUCUCAAGUUCAUCCUUUGGGAUAACAUCGUACACAUUCUUGAAGCCCUCUGGCGCCCUUUCCUCCGCCAGCUGCAACACAUGAUCAGGUCCGUUUGCUCGGUUGGCGUACACAAUCUUUGCGGUCGGAGGCAGCCGGAUCUCUUCGUACUUCUUCAACGCCUCGGGUAUUUUUUCCGUCUCUGUCCCAGCAAGACACUGUGUGAUUGUCUCGGCGUCGAUAAUGGCUUGUGUCGCUCCGUUCGAGCCAAUUGGGUACAUGGGAUGGGCACUGUCCCCUAGGAGAACAAUUCUGCCAAAAGCCCAGCGCUCUACUGGAUCCCUAUCGCACAUAGGGAACUCGAACACGCGCUCCGUAGGCGCAAUCAGAUCUUCUACCAUAUGGAGCCCGCCGCAUUUCCAGCCAUUAAAUGGCCCGGCGAACCGCUCCUUGGGCACUGUCUUUGUCCAAUCAACUUUCGGGGGUGUUUUGUCAGGGUCAGAGUCGUCGCGUACGCGGAGUUCGGCAAUCCAGUUAACGAGAGAUUUUCCAUUUCGUGCCGACUCGCCGCUUAUUGGGUAUGCGAUAAAUUUCUGAUCGGCAAAUCCAGCCCAGACCAUACUGGCACCGGUAAGAUACGGCUCUCGCUCAAUACAUCCGCGCCACAAUAUGCGACCAGAGAAUCGGGGAGGGCCUUCUUCAGGGUACAGGAGUUUGCGGGUGGCACUGUUAAUGCCGUCAGCCGCAAUAAGGACAUCACCUGUCAUAGACGGGACCGCCCCUUGGGUGUUCUCGGCAUGCUGAAAAAAGGCCGUAAUGGACUUGUCAUCUUGCUGGAAGUUGACCAGCGCGUGGCCCAGAUGAAUCCUGUCCUCCCCAAUGCGCUUCCGCACUGCAUCUAACAAGACCAUUUGGAAGUGGCCACGAUGGAUAGAUAGCUGAGGGACGGCGUAUCCGGCCUUGAUCCCACGCGGCUCGGAGAGAAUCUCGUCGCCAUGUCGAUUAUAGAAGUUGAGCUCUUGGGUCACAACUCCAGUUCGUUCUAAUUCGGGUAGCAGGCCAAGGUUCCGAAGGAUGAGGACUGCUGAAGGUUGGACAUUGAUACCAACGCCAAGGCUAGUGAGUUUUCCCGCCGCCUCGAAGAUGUGUAUGUCCGUCAGUCCAGAGGCGUGUAGGGCGAGAGCCGUGCUCAACCCCCCGAUUCCACCGCCGGCAAUGAGCACCUUGGGCUGAGAUGACAUGUAUGGCAUGGCGAGCGGGGUGUUGUGUUUUCCUAGGUGGGGAGAGGGGCUGAUGUCGUUGAUUGAAAAGCCGGAACAGACUCGACAGGUAAGCGAGGAAAGGGUCGAGUCCGGGAUAAAAUAACGGCAAAAGUGAAAACACCAUGGCUUGGAUUCUUAUUCCGAUUUCGGACAACGCAACCAAAAUAUGUUGUGGGCCCAAGAGGAUUUAUGGUGCCAUGAAAUCUUGGCUUUAAAUGUGGGCUGUUCGAUCAAUAAUUCGAAUGCACAUAUUAGCGCGCACAAGAUUGACGGAGAAUGUCGAAAUAAGCACGGCGGCUAGUAUUUUCGAGUUUAGAAGUUGAUUCCACAUCCGUGGAUCCAAUUCAUUCCGCACGGAAACCCCAGGCAACCUCAAGAUCUGGGAUGCGCCAGCUCGUGCCCCAACCGGUCGUAGCUUCAAUAUCCCGGAUGAGCUCAACCACGAUCUUGUGCUCGACCGGAUGGCUUAGAAGGCGCCCAGCCAACCAAAGGGGCUGAAUGGCAUUGUUCAAACAGCCCUGAUGGGGAUUUGUCUGCGAGAUGCCACAUAUGCGCU